AUAUGCCUCAUCGACCUGGAGAGAUACAAAAAGUUCGGGAGAUUGUUCGGCGCCUUCGAACAAGGGAAACCCUGCAUCUUUGUCGCAGAACCCGAUCUUAUAAAGGAGGUUUUGGUCAAGGACUUUCAGCACUUGCCAAACAGAGUGAUGCAAAAAACGUCAAUUCCUAUAAUCGACAACAUGAUUGCCAGAGCCACCGUGGAGCGCUGGCGACCGAUCCGCACCGCGACAAGCCCGGCCUACUCCACUGCAAAGCUUCGUAAGAUGACUACUCUGAUUCAGCAAUGCGCAAUGACUAUGUCAAGUCAUCUCAAAGAAGCUGCGGAAGGCAAUGAAGACGUCGAUUUGAGAAGGAUCUAUGGCCACUAUUCACUCGACGUGAUUGCACGGUGCGCGUUCGGCACAAGAAUCGACUCCCAUGCGGACUCCGCCAAUGCGUUUGUGACCAAUGUUAGCAAGUUGUUUGCUGAAAGAAGAAUGUCCUGGAGGGUUGUUCUACGUCACGAGGAUUUCUUGCAGCACAUGAUGGACGCCCAAGAAGGUAGCCUGGCUUUAAGUGAGGACAGCACAGAGGAGCCUGAGAACAAGCUCUUCGACGUUGGUUUGGAUAAGAAGCCGGCUUCGGCAAACAAUAAUAAACGUCUGACUGAGAUGGAGGCAAUGGCGCAAUGCGUGCUCUUCUUUCUCGCUGGUCAGGAGACUACGCUGACAACGCUAACCUUCGCCGCAUACCAGCUUGCACUUAAUCCCGCCAUCCAAGAAAAACUCCGAAAGGAAGUGGAUGAGUGUAUUGCCGCGAACGGUCCGGAGCCCAGCUUGGACGUCAUAUCGAAGUUGAAAUAUUUGAACUGCGUUGUCUCGGAAGCGCUACGCUUGCUGCCCCCCGUGGUGAGGCUUGAACGGUGCGGCACCAACGACUACGUUCUCGGCGACACUGGUAUGAAGCUUCCAAGCGGGUGCACCGUUAUUAUACCCGUAUACUCAAUCCAUCACGAUCCGGAGUUCUUCUCGGAUCCUGAAUGUUUCAGACCUGAUCGGUUCAACGAGGAGAAUGUGGGAUCCAUCCAUCCCUACACCUAUCUUCCUUUUGGUGCUGGACCACGUAACUGCAUCGGAAGCCGUUUCGUGCUUCAGUCCAUCAAGAUGUGCCUGCUUCACUCAGUGCAUAGUGUUGAGUUCACAAAAACUGACAAGACGAAGGUUCCUCUAAGCAUUAAACCAGGUAUUGGCGUCUUGACAACAGAAGACAUCACUCUUGGAAUACGGAGACGGCUCUCUGGUCACUAUGCGCUCGAUGUGAUAGCAAGGUGCGCUUUCGGCACAAUACUUAACUCCCACGCAGACUCAUCAAAUGUGUUUGUGGCGAAUGUAAGCAAGUUAUUUUCUGAAAGGAGAAUGUCUUGGAGGGUCGUUGUUGCAACCCUUUUUCCUGGACUCGUGAAGUGCUUCCGAUUAAAAACACAAAACUCUGCUAACUACGAGUUCUUCAUUAAUAUUUGCGAGCGCAUCAUGAACGAGAGACGCCAAGCUGGCCAGCGUCAGGAGGAUUUCUUGCAGCUCAUGAUGGACGCCCAAGAAGGUGGCCUAGCUUUCAGCGAGGAUAGCACGGACGAGCCAGCGAACAAGAUCUUUGAUGUUGACGCUGAGGUGGUUCUUUAAACAUGUGUUUUUGUUUCCUCCCACAAAGGUCUGAAUGAAAUCGAGGCAAUGGCGCAGUGCGUAAUCUUCUUCCUGUCUGGUCAAGAAGCUGUGUCGACUACGAUAACCUUCGCCGCGUACCAGCUGGCGCUUAAUCCCGUCAUCCAAGAAAAUCUCCGAAAGGAAAUGGACGAGUGUAUUGCAGCGAAUGGCCCGGAGCCGAGCUUGGAGGUCACAUCGAAGUUGAAAUACCUGCAUUGUGUUGUCUCAGAAACACUACGAAUACUUCCCUCCGCAUCGAGACUUGAGCGGUGCGGCUACAAUGACUACAUUCUUGGCAACACUGGUAUCAAGCUUCCAAAAGGGUGCACCGUUUUUAUCCCCGUUUAUGCUAUGCAUCACGACCCGGAGUUCUUCCCCGAUCCUGAGAGUUUCAAACCUGAACGAUUCAGCGAGGAGAAUGUGGGAUCCAUUCGUUCGUACACAUAUCUUCCUUUCGGCGCUGGUCCGCGGAACUGCAUUGGAAGCCGCUUCGUUCUCCAAACGAUCAAGCUGUGCCUGUUUCAUUCGUUGCAUAGUGUUCAGUUCACUCGCACUGACAAGACCAGGGUUCCCUUGAGCAUCAAGAGAGGGUUUGGUGGCUUGUGUACAGAACGCGUCACUCUUGGAAUACGAAGAAGGCGAGAUCAUCGCCUCUGACGCGCGGGCUCAGGAAAGAAAAUAUAAAAAACAAGACAACUGCAUAUUCAAUGACCAUCACGCAUAAAAAAACCAGCUCUUCCACGAGGGCGUCUACUACAAAAGACCUUUCCGUAAAUCGCAGUGUCGCGCUAGCCCCUGGUGAACGCGCAAGGCGCUGUGGGAAAAAUGAGCGCGAGCACGCGGUAGAAGAGCGAGCAGCCCUCCGUACAAAGUUGUUCCGAUUGUGUGCUAGCAGAAUUUUGUGCGUGUACUCGUGCGUUUUGUUUAAUUAUUUUGCCGCGUGGUUGGCACAGGCUUCCCCUAGUGACACAAUGCAGUCAAGACGACGAGGUUGGACUGACGCGAUUUGUUCCAGGUUCAACACGAUGAAGAAGGCAAACCUUUCGUUGCAGUAUUUCCCUAAAAACGAGAAGCUGAAAGGGGAGUGGGCGAGGCGGAUAAACCGGCAAGGACGAGGAGGACGGUUUACAGUUUGGCAGACCUCUGCGCACG
This is a messenger RNA of Rhipicephalus sanguineus (brown dog tick), 2832 nucleotides long. Its product is annotated as cytochrome P450 3A41. The record is from RefSeq and is a predicted model, not a curated record. The transcript is spliced from 19 exons. NCBI's taxonomy places the organism in Eukaryota, Metazoa, Arthropoda, Arachnida, Ixodida, Ixodidae. Gene Ontology annotation, molecular function: heme binding; iron ion binding; oxidoreductase activity, acting on paired donors, with incorporation or reduction of molecular oxygen.